GCGUUUGUUUUCAGACGGAAGAGCAGUUCGGUACACAAACAACUCAUAAAUAACCGCAGUGGUUUUCAACAGGGAAUUAUUCAUAUUUCAUCCACGACAGGGAUGCUGUGAUGGAAAAGUAGAAGCUGAAAGAGGGCAAACUCUCUCAGCCCAAGACGGUUCUCGCAGCACAUGGCGUCUGAACUCCAUGAAGCCAUUUUUAUGGCCAAGCAAGAGCGACACAAGAAUCUUUUCCUGAACUACAGAAACCUCAACAGUUUCCCUGUGGAGCUCCUCAGAGAUGAAGGGAUGCAGUUCCUGGAGCGUCUCUUCAUGAAGAGAAACUCCCUCACUGCACUUCCAGACAGUUUGGCUCAGAAGCUUCCCAACCUGAUCGAAUUAUACCUGCACUCAAACAAUAUUGCGAUAAUUCCUGAAGCAAUUGGCAACCUAGUGAAGCUGCAGUCACUGGACCUGAGUGACAACGCUCUUCAAGUCAUCUGUCCAGAGAUUGGUCAGCUGCGCUCAUUACGACAUCUUCGAUUGGCCAACAAUCAACUGAAAUUUCUCCCGCAAGGGCUGGGAGAUCUCGGAGAGCUGGAGACUCUGGACGUGUCCAUGAACCUCCUGAGGACUCUUCCGGAGCGUCUGCACCUGUGUCUGUCCCUGCAGUGCCUGACGGCAGACCGCAACCUGCUGCACUGCCUUCCUCGCCAGCUCUGUCUGCUGCCCGACCUCAACGAGCUCUCCAUGGCUGCCAACUGCCUGACAUCACUGCCCCUGGAUCUGGGGCGCUCCAUGGAGCUGCAGUUUGUCUUUGUGGACAACAACGCUCAUCUGAAGGGGCUCCCGUCGUAUCUUUAUAACAAAGUCAUCGGCUGCAGUGGAUGUGGUCUAGCUGUGCAGAUCUCUGACGUGAAGCAGCUCAGUCUGACGCUGGGAGAUGUGACUGUUCCUCUGCCCUCUGAAGUGAAGGCCAUCGGGUCUGACACUGACCAUGUGUUGCCUCUGGAAGAGCUGGCGUGCAGAGUACUACAUGCAGCCUACAACAGGACCAGUAAGGAUGUGAAGUUCCUGACACCAUUCCUGUUGCCCAAGAGUCUGCUAGAUGUAGUCCAGUGCCCUCUGGGUCAUUGUCACCGCUGCAGUCAGCCCAUGUUCACCGUCGUCUACCCUAAACCGUUUCCUCUCAGAGAGACCGCACUCGCAGGAGUGCACAAGAGAACCACUGUGAGUUUUGUAGCGUACUGCUGUUCUAGCCAUUGUCUGAGGACGUUUGACCUGCAGGGCUGACGUCUCAUAUGCUAACCUCACAUCACUGCUCAUGGUGCUUUCAUCUUCACCAAGGAC
Molecule: messenger RNA, 1329 nt
Organism: Carassius carassius (crucian carp)
Lineage: Eukaryota; Metazoa; Chordata; Actinopteri; Cypriniformes; Cyprinidae
Product: leucine-rich repeat-containing protein 28-like
Exons: 10
Coding region: 172-1272 (366 amino acids)
Molecular function (GO): protein binding
Source: RefSeq, a predicted model, not a curated record